Coffea eugenioides is the source of this 1457-nucleotide messenger RNA. Its product is annotated as protein trichome birefringence-like 34. NCBI's taxonomy places the organism in Eukaryota, Viridiplantae, Streptophyta, Magnoliopsida, Gentianales, Rubiaceae. The coding region runs from base 53 to 1360 and encodes 435 amino acids. Gene Ontology annotation, cellular component: Golgi apparatus. Gene Ontology annotation, molecular function: O-acetyltransferase activity. The transcript has 5 exons. The record is from RefSeq and is a predicted model, not a curated record.
GACACGGGACGGGAUUCAUGCAGAUCUAGCAAAAGCUAGCUAGCCCACCGCCAUGACGAAGAAGCACCAAGUAAUAAUAAGUACUUCCCCUGCUGCAGGAAUAUUAUGGGAUGUAAGGUGCAGCUUCCAAUCUCUCAUAGCCCUUCUUGUUCUUGCCUUAGUGGGCGGGGCCGUUUAUUUGACAGCACAAAGUGGACACUUGUUAGCAGACGACCGUACUAGUAGUAGCACUAGUAAUAGUAGUCCUCCUCCUCCUCCUCCUUCCGCAAGUACCAAUGACUCACCGCCUUCAAAAUGCAACUUGUUUUCAGGAAAAUGGGUGUACGACAACCACUCGUACCCUCUCUACAAAGAGAAGCAAUGCACUUUCAUGUCCGACCAGUUAGCUUGUGAGAAAUUUGGACGAAAGGACCUAACCUACCAAAACUGGAGAUGGCAGCCUCACCACUGUGACCUCCCGAGGUUCAAUGCCACAGCACUGCUAGAGAGACUGAGGAACAAAAGGCUUGUGUUCGUUGGGGAUUCUCUGAACAGGGGCCAAUGGGUAUCUAUGGUCUGUCUCGUCGAGACAUCCAUGCCUUCAUCAUCUCCAAAAUCUAUGAUCAGUAACGGUUCCUUGACCACCUUCAAGGCCACAGAUUACAAUGCAUCAAUUGAGUUCUACUGGGCGCCAUUGCUGGUGGAAUCGAAUUCGGAUAAUCCAGUGAACCAUCGUCUACCAGACCGUAUAGUCAGAGCCCACGCCAUUGAAAAACACGCCAGGCACUGGACCGAUGCUCACAUACUCGUCUUUAACUCGUAUCUUUGGUGGAAGCAGCCCAAGAUGAAUACAUUAUGGGGUUCAUUUGGAAAUUCCGAUGGCAUCUACAAAGAUGUAGAGAUGCUCCGCAGCUACGAAAUGGCACUCAAGACAUGGGCCGAUUGGUUGGAAAUCCACAUUAACCGCACGAAGACCCAAUUGUUCUUCAUUAGCAUGUCCCCCACUCAUCAAAGGGCUGAAGAAUGGGGCGAGUCUGCGGGUGAAAAUUGUUACUCGGAGACGGAGAUGAUCGGGAAAGAUGAGUAUCAGGGUAAUGGAUCGAAUCCGGAGAUGAUGCGAAAGGUGGAAGCCGCCAUCAACGACCUUAAAAGCAGAGGCCUGACCGUCCGACUGAUAAACAUCACGCAACUAUCGGAAUAUCGAAAAGAAGGCCACCCUUCCAUCUACAGAAAACAAUGGGAGCUUCUCACCCAGCGCCAAAUUUCUAAACCCUCCGCUUAUGCAGAUUGUAUACAUUGGUGUCUCCCUGGAGUUCCUGACGUUUGGAAUCAACUCCUCUACGCUUACAUCUUUAAUUCAUCAUCCCACAACACAUUCUGAUCCUAACCAAAUCCAAGUUUCCCUAAAUUUCUUUAAUUCUAUAUCUUCAACCUAACUUGCACCUUUUUUUAUUUUUUUAAAAAAUUUUUAACCUUUA